CUUUGCAGCCCUCUUGCUCUGCCCUGAGUAGACACCUCCAGUGGGGCCUCCUGACCCAAGGGGCGCCUUAGGAACCGGUCUGCUGCAUGUGAUGAAAGUGUCUACUCUCAGGGAAAGCACUGCCAUGGCUUCCCCACCGCCCCGGGAGAUGGAGGAGGAGCUGGCACCCGCUGGCUCUGAGCCAGGUGACCCUCGGGCCAAACCCCCUGUCAAGCCCAAACCUCGAGCCCUGCCUGCCAAGCCAGCCCUGCCUGCCAAGCCCAGCCUGCUGGUGCCUGUUGGGCCUCGGCCCCCCCGGGGUCCCCUGGCUGAACUGCCUUCUGCUCGGAAGAUGAACAUGCUGGCAGGACCCCAGCCCUACGGUGGCAGCAAGCGUCCCCUUCCCUUUGCACCAAGGCCUACAGCUGAGACCCCUGCUGGAGGAGAAACUACCCAAGAGACUGGAAAAGAGGCAGGGAAAGAGGAGCUACCCCCUUUGACUCCCCCAGCCCGAUGUGCCGCUCCGGGGGGCGUGAGGAAGGCACCUGCCCCCUUCCGCCCAGCCUCAGAGCGCUUUGCAGCCACCACAGUGGAAGAGAUCCUGGCCAAGAUGGAGCAACCACGGAAGGAGGUCCCUGCCAGCCCUGACCGCCUCUGGGGCUCCCGCCUCACCUUUAACCAUGAUGGCAGCUCACGAUAUGGCCCCAGGACCUAUGGCGUGGCCAGUGGUCCCAGGAAUGAGGAUGGCAGGACCCUCUGCAGGGGAUGGUCUCAGGAGGGGCCAGCACACUCACCCACAGAGUGUCAGGAAGAGCACAGCAAGACCCCUGAGGAGAGGAUUCCCCCUUCCGACUUGGCCUUCAACGGGGACCUGGCUCAGCCGGCCAGCUCUGAGCCACCUAUUGAUGUUUUCAAGCCCCGGGUCCCCUCAAGUCCAGGACCCACCUCAGAGAAUGGAGGUUCUGCCAUCCCAGGCCUCCCUGCUGAUGUCCCUGGCCCAGUCCCUGUGUCUUCCUGUCCUCACUCACCAGGAGAGCACUCUCCCCACCAGCUUCCAGAAGCCCAGAGUCUUGCAGCUUCGGAGGCUUCUCCCUGCCUCCCUGCGACUCCAACAUCCCCAAGUGCAACCCUGCCUGAUGAAGGCCCCUGUUAUCCUCCUAGCCUGGGGCUCCCUCCUGAAGGAGCCCCAGAAGCCCCCAGAGCUAGCAGUCCUCCCCUUGAGGAGGUCUUGAGGUGCCACAGCCCAGAGCAGCCCCCGGCCACCUCGCCCCGGCCCCUGAUUGAGGGGGGUGAGUUGCUGGAUCUCACUCAGACAUUUUCAUCUGGGGAGGAGGAGGUGGCAGUGGUGGCCAAGGGUAACGCCGACCUCCGUUCCAUCAGCCUGGCUCAGCGCCGAUUCUCUGAAGGUGUGCUCCAGCCACCUGGCCAGGACCAGGAGAAGCUAGGGGGCUCGCUGGCUGCCCUGCCCCAAACCCAGGGGACCCAGUCGGCCCUGGAUCAUCCAUUUGAAAGUGGGACAGAAUCCAACUGGAGCUUGUCACAGUCCUUUGAAUGGACCUUUCCCACGCGGCCCUCAGGCCUGGGCGUGUGGCGGCUGGACUCCCCACCCCCCUCCCCCAUCACUGAAGCCAGUGAGGCCGCUGAGGCUGCUGAGGCUGGCACCUGGGCUGUGGCUAGCAGGGAGGAAGGUGUGUCCCAGCAGGGACAAGUGGCUGGGUCAGCUCCAGGGGGGCCAGGAAGGCCUAGUUCCUGGGUGCAGGGGGAUGAUCCAGGUACCUCUUCAACCCAAAAGGGUGAUGGGGAGAGUCAGCCUCGGUCCCCAGCUGUUUCCCUUGAUCCCCUGCCUACAACUGGGGGCCCACCUGGAUCACCCUUACUGCAGGCAGAGGAGAGGUGUGAAGAGCGGGAGCCCCUGGCUGGACUGGAGUCUCCCCUUCCUCUCGCCAUGAGGGAGGCAGCCCUGCCCAUCCUGGAGCCAGUCUUGGGGCAGCAGCAGCCAGCAUCUCCUGAUCAGCCCUGUGUCCUCUUUGUUGAUGCCCCUGACCCUGGGCAGGCAUUGCCUGCCAGGGAGGAGGCUGUGACCUUAGCCCGGGCCAAGACCACUGAACCCAGGGCAGAGGCUCAAGACUCCUGUAGGGUGUCCCCUGAGCCUGUGGGCCCUGAAAGCAGCUCUCGCUGGCUAGAUGACCUCCUGGCUUCGCCACCACCCAGUGCUGGCAGUGCAAGGCGGGGAGUUGGAUCUGAGCUGAAGGAUUCACAGUCUCCAAGUACCUGCUCCGAGGGACUCCUUGGCUGGGCCCAGAAAGACCUGCAGAGUGAAUUUGGGAUUGCAGCAGACCCACAUCCCAGCAAUUUCAGUCCUUCCAGCUGGUCCCAAGGUGCAUCUCAGGACUAUGGCCUUGGGGGUGCGAGCAUUAGAGGAGACCCAGGCCUUGGAGAGAGGGACUGGAGCAAGUAUGGGCAAGGAACUGGAGAAGGGAGCACCAGGGAGUGGGCCAGCAGGUGUGGCGUCGGCCAGGAGGAGAUGGAGGUCAGCAGCAGCCAAGCCCAGAGUGAAGUGUCUGCCCUGGGGGGGCUCAUUGCCCAGGACCGGGUGGUUGGAAAGCCAGCCCAGUUCAGCACCCAGUGGAGCCAGGAGGCAGACAGUCAGGACUGGGAGUUCAGAAAGCGGGAUUCCCAGGGCACUUACUCCAGUCGGGAUGCAGAACUCCAGGACCAGGAAUUCAACAAGAGAGAUUCACUGGGUACUUACAGCAGUCGGGAUGCAAGCUUUCAGGACUGGGAAUUUGGGAAGAGAGAUUCUCUGGGUGCCUAUGCCAGCCAGGAUGCUGAUGAACAGGUCCAGGAAUUAGGGAAGAAGGACCACCUUGGCAGGUACAGCAGCCAGGAUGCCGAUGAGCAGGAUCGGGAGUUUGAGAAGAGAGAUUCUUUGCUUGGCACCUACUGUAACCUUGGUGCAGAGCAGCAGGACCAGGAAUUUGAGAGGAGUGCUUGGAUGAAGGACUACAGCAGCAGUAGCAGCUCCAGGGCCCUCAGCACGCAGGACAGAAGCUUCGGAACAAGAGCCCUGAGCUCCAGGUUCAGUCCCGAGGAAGCCCAGCAGCAGGACGAGGAGUUUGAGAAGAAGAAUCCAAGUGGCGAAGACAGCCUUGGUGAGGCCAGCAGGGAUGCAGGCCGGCCAGAAGAGAGAGAAUCGGGGGGAUUGUUUCGUCCCAGCACCCCCCAGUUGCAGGAUGGGGCACUUGGGCAGAGAGACCAGAGCACCUGGCAAGGCAGUGAGGCCAGCCAGGAGGUUGGAGGGCUGCAGGAGAGACAGCAGGAAGGGGGUCAGAGCCUUGGCGAUGCUGAUGUGCAAGAUGGGGAGGUGGCGAAGCGAGGUUGGGCUGGUGACUUUAGCCUUGGUGUUGCCCCCCAGUCGGAGGCAGCCUUUAGCCUGGGGCAGCCAGACUGGAGCAGGGACUUCUGCAUCGAGGCCAGCGAGAGGAGCUAUCAGUUUGGCAUCAUUGGCAAUGACAGAACGAGUGGUGCUGGCCUGAGCCCUUCCGGCAAGACGGGAGGAGGUCACUUUGUGCCUCCUGUGAAGACCACAGCUGGGCCUGUGGACUGGACUGACCAGCUGGGUCUCAGGAACUUGGAAGUGUCUGGCUGUAUGAGUUCUGGGGGCUCAGGUGAGGCCAGGGAGAAUGCUGUGGGACAGAUGGGCUGGUCGGACAACCUAGGCCUGAGAGACAUGGACCUGGCCAGCCGUUUGGAAAGUAGAGAGUCUGAAGAUCCCAGGGGGAUCGCAGUCGGGGAGAAGGACUGGACUUCUGAUGUUGGGGUGAGGAGCAGAGAUUUGACUGGGGUGGGGGAGGUAGGAGGCUACAGCCAGGCCAGAGAGAGAGGCGUGGGGCAGACUGACUGGUCAGGUGUGGAGGCCGGAGAGUUCCUGAAAUCAAGGGAGCGAGGAGUUGGACAGGCUGACUGGACACCUGACCUCGGGCUGAGAAACAUGGCCCCGGGGGCGGGCUGCAGCCCAGGAGAGCCCAGAGAGCUUGGGGUGGGCCAGAUGGACUGGAGCAACACUCUGGGCCUGAGGAAUUUGGAGGUGUCCUGUGACCUUGAGUCUGGAGGCUCUCGGGAGCCACGGGGAUGUGGUGUAGGGCAGAUGGACUGGGCUCAGGACUUGGGACUCCGGAAUGUGGAGCCCUCUGGGGCCCCGAGUGAAGCCAGGGAGCGUGGGGUAGGAGAGAUGGGCCAGCACCUGGAGCCUGGCCUCAGGAACAGUGGCAGCCUGUCCCCUGGCCUGGAGGCCAGAGACCCCUUGGACGCCAGGGAGCUGGGGGUUGGCGAGAUAAGUGGGCCAGAGACCCAGGGUGAAGACUGCUCCUUGCCUUCCUUGGAGACCCAUGAAGACCCUGGAAUGGAGACGGGAGAAGUCCCAGACCUUGGAGCCAGCCCUGGCGGGUGCCUGGCCCGCUUGCCGCCCUCUGGCUCCCAGGACCUCCUGGAGGAGAUGCUGACAGCCAGCAGCUCCAGGGCUGUGGCCUGUAGGGAGUCAGCGGCCUCCGGCCUCAGGGGCCUGUUGGAGGAGGAAGGAGCCCCAGCAGGUGCUGACCAAGGGGAGCCUCUGGAGCCUGGCAGGGACCCUCUGCCCUCCUGGAGGCCGCAGCCUGAUGGUGAAGCCAGCCGGACAGAUGAGGUGGAUGGCACCUGGGGCCCUGCUGGGCCUGGGCAGGAUGAGCAGGGGCCAGCCUGGACUUCUCAGCAGCCCUCCCAAAUCCCUCCCUCCAGCUCCCCCAGUCAAGACUUCUCCUUCAUCGAGGACACCGAGAUCCUCGACAGUGCCAUGUAUCGGAGCCGUGCCAGCCUGGGGCGCAAGCGUGGGCACCGGGCCCCAGCCAUCCGGCCCGGGGGUACCCUGGGCCUGUCAGAGGCAGCAGACUCAGACGCACGCCUGUUCCAGGACUCUACGGAGCCACGGGCUUCUCGAGUGCCAUCUUCAGAUGAGGAGGUGUUGGAGGAGCCUCAGAGCCGCCGGACACGGAUGUCCUUGGGCACCAAGGGGCUGAAGGUCAACCUCUUCCCUGGCCUGAGCCCAUCAGCCCUGAAGGCCAAGCUGCGCUCCCGGAACCGCUCGGCUGAGGAGGGGGAGCCGGCGGAGAGCAAGUCCAGCCAGAAGGAGUCCACAGUCCAGCGCUCCAAGUCUUGCAAGGUCCCAGGGCUAGGGAAGCCCGUCACGUUACCUCCCAAGCCAGAGAAGUCCUCAGGGUCAGAAGGAUCAUCGCCCAACUGGCUGCAGGCCCUGAAGCUGAAGAAGAAGAAGGUCUGAGAAAUCACAGGUCCUUCCCAUCUGGCAGUCUCAGGCAGUGCCCGUUCCUGUGGGGUCUUUGGGCGAGGAGUCGGCUGGAGCCCACCAUGCCCGGGG
Messenger RNA from Galeopterus variegatus (Sunda flying lemur), 5386 nucleotides. RefSeq names its product tankyrase 1 binding protein 1, 182kDa (gene CNOT12). Lineage: Eukaryota; Metazoa; Chordata; Mammalia; Dermoptera; Cynocephalidae. The record is from RefSeq and is a predicted model, not a curated record. Gene Ontology annotation, biological process: cellular response to ionizing radiation; double-strand break repair. The coding region runs from base 92 to 5290 and encodes 1732 amino acids. The transcript is spliced from 12 exons. Gene Ontology annotation, cellular component: nucleus; heterochromatin.